AGCUCACUUUCGUUUUCGAUUCUAACCUAAAGUAAACUGAACUGUGUCUCUCCAGUCCUGGGGGCGCGCGCAGCGAGGAAAACAACUCUAUUGGACAGAAUUACACGACAUUCAAAUAAACCCAACGCAGUCUUUGGUUGAAGACAUGGAAAAGAAAAAACAUCGCAAUGACAGCUCCCAGGUCGCAGAAUCAUUUGAUCCUCUGUACAAGGGAGGGGAGAAGCCCAAAAAUGAAAACCAGCAGAAUGGCAAGGAUGGCUCAAUGCAGGCCAGCUCCUCUGAUCCAUCCACAUCUGGACACAGCUGCAACCAGAACGCAAGUAAGGCAAGCAAACGCGAUGGAGACAGCUGCAACGAGGACGCAACAAAGUCAAGCAAACACCAUGGAGACAGCUGCAAUAAGGAUGGAAGUAAAGCGAGCAAACUCGAUGGAGACAGCUGCAACGAGGACGCAAGAAAGUUAAGCAAACACCAUGGAGACAGCUGCAACGAGGACGCAAGAAAGUUAAGCAAACACCAUGGAGACAGCUGCAACGAGGACGCAAGAAAGUCAAGCAAACACCAUGGAGACAGCUGCAAUAAGGAUGGAAGUAAAGCGAGCAAACUUGAUGGAGGCAGUGGCAACGAGGAUGGAAGUAAGGCGUCCAAACACAUGCCUGUUUGGGCGCCGUGUGGCGAGGAGCGCAGUGAAGUCGGCUUGUCGUGCUGCCGGCUGGAUGAACUGAAGACGCUUCCACAGUGUGACAUCAAACUGGGAAAACUGCAUUUCUCAAAGACUCACACCGUCCUCAUAGAUGUGAAUUCCUUCAGCUGCAGGGCGAUUGUUCCUCAGGACGGGAGAGACCUGUGGCUCAGUAGCUUUGUUAAGAUGCCGUGUUCACCAUCGAGCGUCUCACCCAAACCAGACACACAGUUUGGUCCCGUUAGAUUCAAGAGUCAAUCUGGCCCAGUGUCGAGGUGGAGCCUGAUCUCCGAGCAGCUGCGUGCUCUGGCCAAGAAGAAAGCAGCAAAAGCCGAAGAGGUGGAGAAAGCCAUCCUCAGAUACAACCCCAGCUAUGAACGCGAGUGGUCUUUUGAUGCACUUCCCAGAUACGUGAAGAAUGACAUCGAAAACCUCUACGAGAAGCUGUUUCCGAAGAUUGCUGCUUUGGCCUUGAAGCUGCCUGAUGAAGUCAAGAAGGCCAUCCCUCUGCUGCAGCGCCACCAACCAGCCUCCAUCACUUUGUCCCAGGGUCAGAUUUCCUGUCUCCUUGCCAACGCCUUCUUCUGCACCUUCCCUCACCGCAACACCACCAAGUCCAACGCAGAAUACCACAAUUACCCGCCCAUAAACUUCAGCAGAUUGUUCGGAAACUGGUCGGAGCGGAAGAGCCAGAAGUUCAAGGCCAUCAUGCACUACUUUAACGUGAUGACAGACGAGAAAUCUAAACCAGAAGGCCUGGUGACGUUCGAGAGGCGGUGGCUCAGCGACGCAGAAGCUCAGGCCUGGGGAAAGUGCACAGACACCCUGCACAAGCUGCAUGUUACAUCAGAGGGCCGGAUCGAGGCCGAAGGUGCACAGUUGCUUCAGGUGGACUUUGCUGCCAGCAAGAUAGGCGGAGGUGUCCUGGACUCCGGCCUGGUUCAGGAAGAGAUCCUGUUCCUGAUGAACCCAGAGCUAAUCGUAGCUCGUCUCUUCACAGAGAAACUUGACAGGGAUGAGUGUCUCAUCAUUACAGGUACGCAGCAGUUCAGCUGUUACUCUGGUUUCAGUGACAGCUUUCAGUGGUUGGGCCCUUAUGAUGAUCACCUCGAAAGAGACGAGUGGCGUCGGCUGAAGCGGCAGAUUCUGGCCAUCGAUGCCUGUCACUUCAGACAACCCAUGGAUCAGUACAACAUGGAGAAAGUCAAACGGGAACUGAACAAGGCUUACUGUGGGUUCAAAGGUCACUAUGGUCAUGAAGAGCCAGACAUCGCCACAGGAAAGUGGGGCUGUGGAGCCUUCAAUGGAGACCCAGAACUCAAAGCUGUGAUCCAGCUGAUGGCAGCAGCAAAGGCCAGGAGGGGUUUGGCCUUCUUCACGUUUGGAGACCACGAUCUGUGCAGAAGGCUGCAGCAGACGUACCACCUGCUGGUCACACAGAAGAUGACAGUCGGCCAGCUGUACAGACAUCUGGAGAAGUACUGUGCUCUACGUAACAAACCCAAUUUCCAUGAGGGUUUGUUUGACUACCUGAGAAAAACCCAGAGUCAGCUCUGAGGCGGCCUGCUCUAUGUGCAUCAAACUGAAGGAAUUGGUUUAUAAUGAAGAAAACAAUACUUCUGAAAUACGCUUUUUGCACAUUUUGACACUGUGAUCGAGAACAAACGGUAACGCAUCAGAGUGUUAAGCCAGACUAAAAUGAUUAACCAAUCAAAUUACAUUCACGGUUCUUAGAAGCUGCCAGAGCCAAACAUCCCGUCACUGAAUGUUUGCUCCUGAUACAUGGAGCUUAGUUUUUAGUUCUAUUUGUGUUAAACAGUGAGGGUUCUGUAGUAUUAUCUUAUCAUAUACAGAUAUUUCUGGAUUUGAGAAUUUGCAGAAUGAGCCGAACUAGAAUAGUUUUUUUUGUGUUCUAAUGAGUUUUCUCUAAUUCUACUCGCUGUCUGGAUUACACUACAGUUUUCAUUUACAGUACAUUAGUUUGGCUUUCUCAGUGAAAUAAUUAAACAUAUAGUUAUUGCUCAACAGCACUGAUAGAAAUCCUUUAUUUUGGUUCAAAACAUUAAAACAGGCAGCACCAAACGAAAAUAAAUACAUGCUUUAAUCCAGAGGUUGUGUGUUUACUGACAUCUGCAUCAAUUCUGUGACGUUUCCAUAGAGACAGGCUGUAAUGUGGUACAAGCAGACCUUAAAGAGUGAUGUUUUGGACUGGAGGGAAAAAAAGUAUCAAUGAUCUAUACAUGUGACAGAUCUGUUAGAUUUGCAGAAGCGUCUUCAGCUCCUAAGCUUGACUUUGUAACUCAGAGGCCGCUUGAGAUGUUGAACUUCUAAUAAAACUUUUUUUUUAAAAAACAAAAAUUCUUCUGCUAUAUUAGCUCAAUGUGUCAAACAAUCGCUGAUGCAUUUCUAUUCAGAAACCCUCACCUCAUAGUCAGCUGUACACAUGGAGCAGCUGUAGAUCUUCCCAUCAACGUUUGAUGAUAUUAACCAAAAACCUUUUUCAAAUAAAAAUGGG
This is a messenger RNA of Xiphophorus couchianus (Monterrey platyfish), 3197 nucleotides long. It is a transcript of the gene pargl, whose product is annotated as poly (ADP-ribose) glycohydrolase, like. Gene Ontology annotation, cellular component: cytoplasm; nucleus. Lineage: Eukaryota; Metazoa; Chordata; Actinopteri; Cyprinodontiformes; Poeciliidae. The transcript has 16 exons. Gene Ontology annotation, molecular function: poly(ADP-ribose) glycohydrolase activity. Gene Ontology annotation, biological process: nucleotide-sugar metabolic process; ATP generation from poly-ADP-D-ribose; carbohydrate metabolic process. The record is from RefSeq and is a predicted model, not a curated record. Bases 146 to 2239 code for a protein of 697 amino acids.